Messenger RNA from Gongylonema pulchrum, 393 nucleotides. Lineage: Eukaryota; Metazoa; Nematoda; Chromadorea; Rhabditida; Gongylonematidae. The record is from the annotation of a GenBank genome assembly.
CUGAUAAAAUUCAGUUAUACCUCGAGUUAUGCGACACCACCAAUUCGAACUCGCGACUAUUCGACACCGCCGUUAUCGUCCAUUCAUCGAGCACCUUCAAGAUCCGGCUCAUUCAUCUCAUUCAUGGAAUACAGUGGCCAGAAGCAGUUUGAGCUAGCAAGGAGCUCAAGCCGUCUCUCAGCCUAUGAUGGACUAAGUCGAGCGAGUUCUCGUUCGAACCUGGAGAUGUUCUACGACACAGGCCGUUUGUCACGGGUGGACAGCUACGUACGUGGCCUGGAUGAUCGUAUUGAGCAUCAGUUUUCGAGCACUUACGCUAAAUAUCAUUCACCCUCGCGGCCAUAUUUCCCUCACGAAUACACGCCAGUCAACGGAUAUAGAGUACGUUGUUAA